UAAUUAGUGAGCUGUCAAAUGGCUGAAAAAUAUCCGCCAUCACCUUCAAGAUCCCAUAGCUUUCGUCGCGAUUCCAUCCGAUCACGAUUGGCAUCGGUGACCAGUUAUGACAGUACUGCUCAAUCAAUACCGGCUCAGACAGCCGUUGAAAGACUAGGCAGUAGUGAUUUGACAGCCGAUAUCCCUGACAAGGGUUAUGAAAUGACUAUGUUUUCCAUGAGUCCCACCCCAUCCCGUCCACAGUCACCACAAUGGGAUCCAAUGGAACACCAGUACGAACGGGUAGAACUGGGCGAAAGUGGACAUUCAAUGAACAUCGAACAGGAUCUCAAAGUUCUGGACGAACUCGGCUUUAUUAUUGACUAUCCGAAUGGUAUACUUGGAGCAGGAUUUUUUGGAUCAGUCUAUCGCGGAUAUUAUGGCAAUCAGUCAAAUGUCGAAAGAGACAAAAGAAACCGCCGGAAGUUGAAAGACACGAAAAAUUUGAAUCAAUUUGCCGUUAAGUUUGUUGACUUCCUUCAGGCGCCGUCUAUAACCUCCGUUUUCAUUGAUGAGGACUAUAUCCGUGAGAAGCGCGAGGCCUACGAAAUGGAAAAGUUUAUCAUGACUUAUGCCAAUCAUCCCAAUAUAUGCUCCAUCCGUAUGACCAUCAAUAUGGGUGAGUGUAGGUCUCAAUAUUAUUUACACGACCCUAACGCUCAUUAUUUACAAUACGAUAGGAUAUACCUAAUCAUGGAUUACGCGGACGGAAGUUCACUAAUGAAUUAUAUGAAUCAAAACGCCGGUAAACUAAAGCCAUACCAUCGGAUUAAACUGACCCGCGAUUCAUUUAAAGGUCUGAAGUAUCUUCACGACAACGGCAUAUUUCACGGCGACAUUCAUUUGGGAAAUGUAUUGAUAUUUCACGAGAACAACGAUCUGGUGGCCAAAUGGAUUGACUUUGGUCUGAGUCACGUAAGUAAUGCCGGUCGUUACGUGUGGAACAAGUUCUCCGAUCGUGAUAUCGAAAGAGGACUUCGCAAAGAUGUUUCAGAGUUGCACUCAAUAUUGUGGAACUGCUGGAGAGGCAGAAAAAUGGAGACCGAAUUGCCCGACGAAACAAAAUUGUGUAAUGAAGUGAUGGAAAUGAUUAAGUUUGUCAAACGGGUCCACACAUUGGAUGAAGUUUACCAAAAAUAUCGUCAUAUCAUUGAUGAUUCACCUCUGGUAAGGGAACAGUUAAUUUGAGUCUACAUUACCGGUAAAUAAAGCAUUUUAUA
This is a messenger RNA of Oppia nitens, 1259 nucleotides long. RefSeq lists its product as uncharacterized. The record is from RefSeq and is a predicted model, not a curated record. NCBI's taxonomy places the organism in Eukaryota, Metazoa, Arthropoda, Arachnida, Sarcoptiformes, Oppiidae. Gene Ontology annotation, cellular component: nucleus; cytoplasm. Gene Ontology annotation, molecular function: protein serine/threonine kinase activity; ATP binding. The coding region runs from base 19 to 1227 and encodes 402 amino acids. The transcript has 3 exons. Gene Ontology annotation, biological process: mitotic DNA damage checkpoint signaling; protein phosphorylation.